AUCUCCUCCUUUCAAUAUCUCUGGCCACACCGCGCCAUACACCAAACGGCAGAAAACGUACCGCGAAGUCUGUUCAAGAACGUUUUGGGGAAACGUACAAACCGUUCCGCAAUGUAGUUAACGUUCAAGUGAACUGAACGUACAUUGUAGUCAUUGCAUGAUUUUAACUACAUUGCCCUCCUGCCCCAGUUCAGGCUCUGCCUAAAAGAAAAUGCUGCAAAGUGUCGUAAAACAGUUUUCCAUGCAGCAGCUAGCGUACAAGGUGUAAAGGGAUGGUGCUCUAAAAACGCAAAUUUUCAAAUCGAACUUGAAAUUCAUGAAGAUUUUCCUCAGACAACUUGCAAGGCUAAAGCAUGGAGGACAUGGAAGACGACUACAACCAUAACUACUGUGCGAACAGUGCCAGUGGACAAGUCCUCUAUCUCAGGAAUGAACUGUCAGAUGUACCCCAGCCCCUAUCUAUCUCACCGGGUCUAGCCACGCGAGAUGUAGCUGCGCAGGAGAACCACUCAAAGGUUUGUUCCAGUUCCAGCAGCAGUUUAAAGUUCAUGGAUUCAGACUCGAGCAGCGUGAGCAGUGACACCAGCGAGACUGACAGCCCAUCGGCGGCGUCCAUCGCAGGGAAACUGACCCUGAACUCAGCCUCAAAGUUUCUAAUGAAUGCAAUGACCGAAGAGGACUAUAGAACCACAUACUGGCCGAACCUGGAGAAAGCCAUUGACCACCUGCUAAUACAAAACCCCAUGGACCACAUCUCCAUUUCAUAUGAGCAGAUUUACAGCUGUGUGUACAAGUGUGUUUGUCAACAGCACUCUGAGCUACUGUACAAAGACUUGAUUCUGAAGAUUACUACCCAUCUUCAACAAGUCUCUUCUGAUCUUCAAAUUAGUCCACCACGGAAUUUAAUAGAGAAUUUCAACAUUGCUCUAACUCGGUACACAGAUGCUCUUCAAUGCAUAGUUCCCGUAUUCAUCUACAUGAAUAAGUUCUACAUUGAAACGAAGCUAAACCGAGACCUGCGAGAAGAUCUCAUGAAGCUUUUUACCGAUCAUGUUGCAGAAAAACAUGUAGACACAUUAAUACCUCUUCUCCUCGAAGCCCAUUCCAUGCCGUUUCAAGUCAGACCUUCAACAAUGGCCAGUGUGGUCAAAGGCUUGUAUACUCUUUGGCCCGAUUGGGCACAUUUAGCCCCAGCUGUCUUCUCUGGAUUCAUUCCUCAAAUCAACCCCCCAACAGUGGAAUCCCAGCUCUCUGACUAUGCUGCUCGUGACCAGAAACUACAAAUGGAGCUAUCUCUGAAUGGUUUUCCAAGAGGUGACCAGUCUCGCAAGAGAGCCAGCGAGGAGUCUGCAUAGAAUAAGGAUGAUGCAUCCAUUGCUUGCUAUUGACUUUAAAAAUAUGCUCUGACCGUCAGCGACCUGGCUCAACCCAAAUUGACAAAACACUGUGAAUGACGAAGAUUCUCUGAUGCUGAGUGGGUGAGCGUCAGCCAAGCUUCAUUUUUGACCCACGUGAGUUGUAGUGGACACUGUUUCUUUGCCUCCUCUGAAAAGCACAGUGAAUUAAUGAUGGUGCACCAUUGUUCUUUCAGUUUUUGAUGAUAAAUUCAUCUUUAUUGUUAAGAUACUACGAGGUUUACUGGGUUUGUUCUUAUUUUUCCAUUAAAGUGUGCCUUCUGCUCUGCUUUGUUGGGAUAUUCAAGUUGCCUAACAGAUGCCAUUUUAGGCUCCCGAGUGGCGCAGCGGUAUAAAGCACUGCAUCUCAGUGCUAGAGGCAUCACUACAGACCUGGUUUGAUUCCAGGCUGUGUCACAACCGGCCGCGAUUGGGAGUCCCAUAGGGCGCCGCACAAUUGGCCCAGCGUCGUCCGGGUUAGGGCUUGGCCGUCAUUGUAAAUAAGAAUAUUUUCUUAACUGACUUGCCAAGUUAAAUAAAUACAAUAAAAAAACAGGUGGAUGGGCAUGAAUCCCAGUUUGACCACAUAUUGUAUACUGUGUCAAUCAUGGGUCGUGUUCAUUAGGGCAUGCGGCAAAAAAAAAAAUGGACAGAUAUAUUUUACAAUGGAAAACAAAAAGGCUUGUUUCUGAUUGGACAAAUCUGGGUAGUCCCUCCCUUUUCCAUUCUUUUUUUAAACUAAUGAACAUGGCCCUGAUCUCUAACCGGGACCACCCGCAUCUCCUGUUGGUCUUAUUGAGUAACUGACAGUCUGCUGCUAUUCCUCAUUUGUUGUUGUGUAGAACACUUGAUUCCUGUCUCUUGUUUAACUAAUAUUGUGUCCCUUUUUGUAUCAGUCAGGUCAGUCUUGAUUCUCCUCAGUGAUUUUUAAGAUAAAGGGGCUUGUCUUUGUAAUCUCGGCACACAUUUAAAAUGUCUAUCAUGGCAACUUUAAACCAAUCCACCUCUCAAGUCUUGUUUAUCUGGGAUUUACAGAAUAAAAUCUGUCCGGCAUAACAGUAUUUCUUUCUCAAUGGGUACAAAAAGCAGCAAAGCAUGUUCCUUUACAUUUUGAGUAAAGUUUAGGUUAUAACUGUGAAAAGGUUGUGUAGAUCAUUUUUUUAAAGGAUUACAUUUCGCUUUUAUUGAGUUGCUGUCUAACCAAAUCAUAUUUGCCAAGCACGCUAAAGAUGAUUCACAAUGUUUUUAUUCCCUGUUAUUAAAAGUUGCAUUGCGACUCCAGAAAUGAUGGCGUCAGUCUCCCCAUGUUGCUGCUGUUGCUGCAUUAGGCUGUGCAUUAUAUCAAGUCACUGAGCCAAUUGAUUACAAUCAAAUUUUGAAAAAUGUUGUGAAUUUGGUUACAGUGAUGAUGUCAAAUAAUGUACAGUAGAUGGAUGUUGAAUAAUCCUGCUGUUCUCUCAAGUUGCCCAGAUGAUGAUCAAUUUGACCUUCCUUUGUUACAUGUUUAUGUUGAGUGAAAGUAUUUGAUUUACAGCUCUUUGCACUGUUUUAAGUGUAAUGUGAUGCUCGAGCUUGGUUGUGAUUGUUUUCCUGUGAGGAUGUUGGAGAUGACUCACUCAUUGUCUUAUGUACAGUUUUACUUUCAAUAAACACAUCUUGAAAAUUAUGUAUAUUAUCACCUGUG
Oncorhynchus keta (chum salmon) is the source of this 3078-nucleotide messenger RNA. RefSeq names its product CDK2 associated cullin domain 1 (gene cacul1). The transcript has 9 exons. Gene Ontology annotation, biological process: ubiquitin-dependent protein catabolic process. The record is from RefSeq and is a predicted model, not a curated record. Gene Ontology annotation, molecular function: ubiquitin protein ligase binding. Bases 354 to 1355 code for a protein of 333 amino acids. NCBI's taxonomy places the organism in Eukaryota, Metazoa, Chordata, Actinopteri, Salmoniformes, Salmonidae.